Pipistrellus nathusii (Nathusius's pipistrelle) is the source of this 1095-nucleotide messenger RNA. Lineage: Eukaryota; Metazoa; Chordata; Mammalia; Chiroptera; Vespertilionidae. The record is from the annotation of a GenBank genome assembly.
AUGGGGAUCCUGGAGAAGAUAUCGGAGAUCGAGAAGGAGAUCGCGCGGACGCAGAAGAACAAGGCCACCGAAUAUCACCUGGGCUUGCUGAAAGCAAAACUGGCCAAGUAUCGGGCCCAGCUCCUGGAACCAUCCAAAUCGGCUUCGUCCAAAGGAGAGGGCUUCGAUGUCAUGAAGUCGGGCGACGCCCGUGUGGCACUGAUCGGAUUUCCCUCUGUGGGUAAGUCUACCUUCUUGAGUCUAAUGACCUCCACAGCCAGCGAAGCUGCAUCCUAUGAAUUCACAACCCUGACGUGUAUCCCAGGGGUCAUUGAGUACAAAGGAGCCAACAUCCAGCUCUUGGACCUUCCUGGAAUCAUCGAAGGCGCAGCACAAGGGAAAGGCCGUGGCCGGCAGGUGAUUGCUGUGGCACGCACAGCUGAUGUCGUCAUCAUGAUGCUGGAUGCCACCAAGGGAGAGGUGCAGAGGUCUCUGCUGGAGAAGGAACUGGAGUCGGUGGGCAUCCGCCUCAACAAGCACAAGCCUAACAUCUACUUCAAGCCCAAGAAAGGCGGUGGCAUCUCCUUUAACUCUACAGUCACGCUCACCCAGUGCUCGGAAAAGCUGGUGCAGCUGAUCCUGCACGAGUACAAGAUCUUCAAUGCCGAAGUGCUCUUCCGAGAGGACUGCUCCCCAGACGAGUUCAUCGACGUGAUCGUGGGCAACCGGGUGUACAUGCCCUGCUUGUAUGUUUAUAACAAAAUUGACCAGAUCUCGAUGGAAGAAGUGGAUCGCCUGGCCCGGAAACCCAACAGCGUGGUCAUCAGCUGUGGCAUGAAGCUGAACCUGGACUAUUUGCUGGAAAUGCUCUGGGAAUACCUGGCUCUGACCUGCAUCUACACCAAGAAGAGAGGACAGCGGCCGGACUUCACAGACGCCAUCAUCCUCCGGAGAGGGGCCUCCGUGGAGCAUGUGUGCCACCGCAUCCACCGGUCGCUUGCCAGCCAGUUCAAGUACGCGCUGGUGUGGGGCACCAGCACCAAGUACAGCCCUCAGCGGGUGGGCCUCACCCACACCAUGGAGCACGAAGACGUCAUCCAGAUUGUCAAGAAGUAG